Messenger RNA from Aspergillus tanneri, 2361 nucleotides. Its product is annotated as LIM domain-binding protein. Gene Ontology annotation, cellular component: transcription regulator complex; nucleus. NCBI's taxonomy places the organism in Eukaryota, Fungi, Ascomycota, Eurotiomycetes, Eurotiales, Aspergillaceae. The record is from RefSeq and is a predicted model, not a curated record. The transcript has 5 exons. Bases 1 to 2361 code for a protein of 786 amino acids. Gene Ontology annotation, biological process: positive regulation of transcription by RNA polymerase II; negative regulation of transcription by RNA polymerase II.
AUGGCGCAGCCAUUCCCUGCCCAUCAAGGCAUCCCACAACAUCCUGGCCUUCCUCCGGGUCAUCCAUUGGCAGCUAGCCAACAUCCGAAUGCGCAUCCUGGUGCUGGAAUGGUUCAACAGGUUCAUCCGGGUGUGUCAGCACCAGCUGGACCUCAAGUCACUCAAGGUGGCCCGAUGAUGGGCGGAAUGCCUCCUGGAGCAGGGACAACUGCUCCUGGAGGCCCUGUUCAGGCACAUGCACUGUCACACUUGGGACCUGCCCAAGCCCAUUUGUUUCAACAACCACAUUUCGCUCAGAAUUUUGCCAAUAACCCUCAACUUCUACACCAACACCAACAACAGCAAAUGAUCAGACAACGGAUGAUGUACCAGCAGCAACAGCAGCAGCAGCAGCAGCAGCAGCAACAACAACAACAACAACAACAACAGCAGCACCAGCACCAGCACCAGCACCAGCAGCAACAACAACAGCAGCCACAGCAUGGUGGGCUUCCUGUCUCUUUACCAAAUGGCACUCAAGGACUCAAUGCGGCCCAAAUCGCAGCCAUGCAAGGAAAUUCUGGGAUGCGACCGGUGAAUUUGCAAAUGCAACUUCAGCAGAUGCCUCACGGACAGCCUCAAAACAUCCCCCAACAACAUAUUUUUGCGAUGCAACAGGCUCAGCAGGCUCAGCAAGCCCAACAGGUCCAGCAGGUCCAACAGGCCCAGCAAGCCCAGCAAGCCCAGCAAGCUCAACAAGCCCAUCAGGCCCAGCAGGUUCAACAGUCCAAUGCCGCAGGGCAGCCAGGACAACACACACCGCAACAGCGAGCAUCAGCCCAACCGCAAAGUGUGCAUGAUGCGCAGAGCGUCACUCCCCAACCUCAGCCCGGCCCACUACCUCAUCAGGGAAGUAGCACACCCCAGUCGAACCCUCCGCAGCCUCCUUCCUCCCAGCCACCUCCUCAGCAACCUGUUGCUCCUCAGCCGCAGCCAACCCCGAAUCCACCACCGCAGCAAUUGCCUCAAUCCCAGCAACCAGGCCAACAACCGCUGCCACCGCAGACCUCACAAUCGCAGCCACAACAGCAGCAGGUCCAGCAAGGCCAGCAGGGUCAACAGGGCCAGCAGCAGGGACAACAACAGCAACAACCAAUGACGGCUCAGGAAGCGCAACUAAAGGCCCAGCAGCAGCAACAACAAAAUAAUGCUGCUAUGAUAAUGCAGCAACGCAUGGGCAUGAAAGGUGCAACAAUACUAUGUCUCCAUACUUUCGCAGAGAAUCUAAGUAAUUUCAGUAGCCGCGGUGAAGCAUUCGAUCUACCGUACUGGCAAGCAUUUGUGGAGAGAUUUUAUUCUCCUGGCGGUGUCUUGCGACAGGGCGUAUAUAACCCACAGGCCGGCUCCAAGCAAUUCGAGAUUGCGACUCCGGCCCUAGCCCGCUAUUACUUAACGCAGUUCACUAGCGGGAUCCGUCAGAUUCAGAUGGUUGUUGAGGGCGCACGCGAACGGGACUCGGCAAAUGGAGGUCACAUUGUUGAAAGCACAAAAACAUCAUUUAUCUAUUGGUUUUCUAACGAUACCCAGCUUUUCACUACUGGCUCAUUGAGAGCCCACUUUGACAUGAGUAAUAAGAUUGAAAUGCUCGACAUUAUAGUUAUGAAUCACACUGAGUAUAUUCCUCGGAGCCAACUCCAGGCAUUGGGAUCUCCAGAUGUGAAACAGAGUCCGAAAGUUUCUAAAAAUAUGAGCAAGCGGGGCCAGCAAAAACAACCUCAGCAGCCUCAAAUUGUGCUGCCCGAGUCAAUGGUAACACCGAAUGGCGUUCCUACCGCUGUGAUGAGUUUCUUGGAGGUGGCGGAGACCAUUUCACAAAUGCAAAUGUUGUUUCAGUUUUCUCAGCAGAACCCGCAGCUUUCUCCACCAGAUGCACUUCGGAACCUUGUCAACACGCUGCAAAUGCAGAAUCCCGGGUUCAUGCCGAGUCCUAUGAAUCCGGCAAUGCAACAGGGCCAAAACCCGCGGGCUCCUAGUAUCAGUGGACCCAAUCAAUUUGCAUCUCCCGCUAUGGCUCACCUCGGACUGCCAAAUCAAGGAUCUCCUCACCUUAGUGGUUCAGCUCAACCGAGUCCGGCACAGAGCCAACUUGCAGGGCCUUCAGGAAUGGUGCCUCCGGGGCAGGUACAACCCAAUGUUGGUCAAGGUACAAGCGCUAGUGCCAGUCCCAACGUGAGCAAUAAACGACGACGUGCUAGUACUGUGAAGAUGGAAAAUGACGAAGCCGGGGGUGCCCCAGAGGUCAAUGGGACUACUGGCCCAGGGCCUAAAACCGUCAAAGCCAGCCCUCGAGUUGGUGGCAAGAGACAAAAAGGGUCUUCCUAA